This is a messenger RNA of Effrenium voratum, 887 nucleotides long. The record is from the annotation of a GenBank genome assembly. Lineage: Eukaryota; Dinophyceae; Suessiales; Symbiodiniaceae.
UCAAGCUGAGCGCGACGGUGAACUGCAGCCAACGGCGUUGGUCCACUUGAGUUUCGCGAGAGAGGCUGGCUGAUUGCAGGCCGCAUGAGCAGGCGCCGCGGUGCCUUCUCGGCCUUCGAGAAGACUGCAAGUCAGGUAGAAGCUUCACGCCUGGAUGCUCCACAAGCUAGAAGCAUUAGGCGUUCGGAGAAGACUUUCAGCGUGGAAGAGGCAAAGGUGCUGCUGGAGUCCUUGAGGGCCGCCAGCACGAAGCCAGACUUUCAGAAGGCGCUGGCAAACCUCCGGGGGAGAGAAUGGGGCGCCUUUAAGAAGCGCGAGGCGGUGGCCCGGCUGCUUGCCGUGGCCUGGAAGGUUUCCUUGAAGGCCGCCGGGUUCUCCAUUGACCAGUGGGGAUUUCCAGCGAUGCUGGCGGCGGUGCGCGUGCACCAUGGGCAGCCAGGCAUCCGAACUCUUUCUGAAGAAAUUGAGAGGCAACUUCGGUUUCAGCCGGGGGACCUGUUUGGAUCCAAGGCUGGGGCCAUGAAGCAAACGGGGUCAGCUGCCGAAGCGGCUGCGGUGUCAGAGGUGGAAGUACAGGUCACUGUGACACAUCCCACAGACCGUGACUCCGUGGUAGUGACAGUGCCGCCCAGCUCGACCAUGAGGCGAGUGAAGGAAGCUUUGGCAGAGAAACUCGGAAGACCUGAGGUGACUCGGAAUGGACGGAUGGUCAUGGAAAGCCAGAGCGGCGACUUGCUGCCGGUGCCAGAGAGUCAGAGGCUGGGAGGAAAGCGCCAGAUCUUCAUGGUUGGCAUCUCCUUUUCACAAGCUCCCAGCCCAGUGGUGGUGCCGGCUGUUGCGCGCAUGGCGUUGGAGCGAGAGCCCGCAAAUGACUUGGCUGAGGGGAC